GUGCCAGUCUGGAGGAGUGGGCGUUCCUAGGCCGGCUGUAUUAGCAUAGGUAACACCCACAUGUGAUGCUGAGCCUCCAUGAUUGAAAGAACUGACUUCUAAUGAAUGAAAGAGAAGAGGCCAGGGACAGUCAGGCUGGGGAGGAAGGUGCUAGAUGAUGCAGGAUGCCAGGAGAGAAGCCGAUACACCUGUGCAAGACUGAAGGGGAGGAGCCAGUACACCUGUGCAAGACUGAAGGGGAGGAGCCAGUACACCUGUGCAAGACUGAAGGGGAGGAGCCGGUACACCUGUGUAAGACUGAAGGGGAGGAGCCGGUACACCUGUGCAAGAGUAGAGGGGAGGAGCCAGUACGCCUGUGCAAGACUGAAGGGGAGGAGCCGUUACACCUGUGCAAGACCGGAGAGGAGGAGCCAGUACACCUGUGCAAGACUGAAGGGGAGGAGUCGGUACAGCUGUGCAAGACUGAAGGGGGGAGCCGGUACACCUGUGCAAGACUGAAGGGGAGGAGCCAAUACACCUGUGCAAGA
Molecule: messenger RNA, 527 nt
Organism: Staurois parvus
Lineage: Eukaryota; Metazoa; Chordata; Amphibia; Anura; Ranidae
Source: the annotation of a GenBank genome assembly